AUGGGGACAAUUGGCGCUGCAUCUACAACAAGCACACCCAAAUCCAAAAAUGCUUCAAUCAAGCUGGAGGGGGAGACGGCUUUUGCAUACCCUCCCACCACACUGGCCCUUGUCCAGAUGCUCAGCAGACGGAUAGGCCAGACGACACCGACUCCAAACCCGACUUAUGCUAGUGUGACAUCGAUCUCGCUGACAAAGAAUGCCACGGACUUAACCCUGGCCACAAGGCCCACGGCCUCUGCGCAUCCCGAGAGCCGACCCAAGACAAUGUCUUCGCAAAACCACUCUUCUGCAACAGCCAACAACCUUCAACCAGCCCCAGCUCCACUGGCUACAUCAUCAAAGGCGAGACGUACCAAACGACACAGAAAGCAAGGCUCUCGAUCACCACAACGACUCAUUAUUCGAUGGCUUGGGUACACACCUGCACCCGAGGAGCGACCGACUGAAACCCAGCUCGUGGAAGCCCUAGAGGGGGCAACAGGGCCAGGGAAUCAAGGGAGCUCGCGAAUACGAGGGGGUCGCGUGGACACCGGCAGGCAACUUGGCGGUGUAUACAAGAGCACCGUACACUGCUGCACAGUUUGUUCAACAGAACCAUCUGGGCCGGGUGGUGGAGUAUGCUAUCAGAACAGUCUUCAACAACUGGAACUUAGAGGUGAUUCUGGAUGCUGA
This is a messenger RNA of Mycena indigotica, 675 nucleotides long. RefSeq lists its product as uncharacterized. Lineage: Eukaryota; Fungi; Basidiomycota; Agaricomycetes; Agaricales; Mycenaceae. The record is from RefSeq and is a predicted model, not a curated record. The coding region runs from base 1 to 675 and encodes 224 amino acids. The transcript is spliced from 2 exons.